Molecule: messenger RNA, 1020 nt
Organism: Scophthalmus maximus (turbot)
Lineage: Eukaryota; Metazoa; Chordata; Actinopteri; Pleuronectiformes; Scophthalmidae
Product: charged multivesicular body protein 6
Exons: 9
Coding region: 142-765 (207 amino acids)
Biological process (GO): late endosome to vacuole transport via multivesicular body sorting pathway; vesicle budding from membrane
Cellular component (GO): ESCRT III complex; multivesicular body
Source: RefSeq, a predicted model, not a curated record
GUCUCUCGCUUUCCGUAGGAAACCUAGUGGCCCGACUGUGGGCAUGGUGGUCGUCGGUUAGCCUGCCCCGUGCUAACCCCGGGCCGCUUGUGAUCAUGUGUAGUAAAAAGUGACAUGUCGUGGCGGGGAUGUGGCUAAAUAAUGGGAAACGUCUUCGGGAGAAAGAGUCAUCCACCCUCUCGCGUGACGGAGCAAGACAAAGCCGUCCUGCAACUGAAGCAGCAGCGAGAUAAGCUGAGGCAGUACCAGAAGAGAAUCACCUCACAACUGGAGAAAGAGCGACUCCUCGCCAAGCAGCUGCUGACAGAUGGCAGGAAAGAAAAAGCACUGCUGCUUCUCAAGAAAAAACGAUAUCAGGAUCAGCUGCUAGACAAGACGGAGAAUCAGAUUUCAAACCUAGAGCGCAUGGUUCAAGAUAUUGAGUUCAUGCAAAUAGAGAUGAAAGUCAUCGAAGGGCUUAAGGUUGGAAAUGAUUGUCUGAAGAGUAUGCACGAGAUAAUGUCAAUAGAAGAUGUGGAGAGAAUCCUGGAUGAGACCCAGGAAUCAAUUGAAUAUCAAAGGCAAAUCGAUGAAAUGCUGGCUGGAGCCCUGACACAAGAGGACGAGGACGCCGUAUUGGCAGAGCUGCAUGCGAUCACUCAGGGAGAGGAUAUAGCACUACCAGAGGUCCCCACUGAGCCAAUACCAGAAGUCCCUGAGGCAGCAAAAGCUGAACCAGAGAGAAAAGCAAAGAACAAGCCAGAGAGAGAGAUGCUGGCAGCCUGACACACUUGAUUAGUGUGUCUGAAGGUGGGACCCACAGACAUCCAUGUUCCUCUACUCAUUUUACAGGAUCAGCAAUGUGUCUGUACUAUGGUCCUCUGCUCCCCUGAAGUAUCUACAUGAAAGAAGUGUGAUGGUCUGUUCGCACACGUCCGACUCGGAUCAGCAAGUCAGCAUAACCGAAUGACAGCAGUGAUUUUUUUUUUGUCGAUUUACACAUUAAAAUCUGUUGUUUUUCAUAUUAAAUUAUUAAUUUAC